CUUCUCUACGCGCCCAGAGGACGUUGGUCGUGCCUUGCCUGAAGUUUCAAUCUCGGCGUCACACCCUUCUCCCAUAGUCCGAAUUCAAGUCCAAAGUUCGACCCAGUUUCCACAGAAACCUUGUAACCCCCCUCCGCCUGAAAGGGAAAGGAAAUGAGGCGAUGCAGACUAGAUCCGUCCGAUCCUCCCACAACUUCCGACAGCCCGACGCAAUCUCACCCCGGAACCACCUUCGAACUCUUGAGAGGCAAUGGCACAGGAUGUGGACCAUUCGCUUCUCCAGUCUCCAGGUUCCCAACCUUCUUUAGAUAAUCGGCCGUCGGAGAUUCCGUCGCCUGCAAAAUGGACCUCGGGACCGUCCACCCUCGCUCCCAACGGGCAGUACGGCGAUCGCCAGCCCUUGGAGCCCUUUCCAAAUGGUACGAUGGACCAGGUUUCUACCAUGUCGUACAUCCCCGAGGAAUCGGAGAUGGAAAACGGCGUCGUCUCUCCACCGCAACAGAAAAAGUCAAGGACCCUGCCCGCCUGGAUUCGGUCGGUCGAGGACCUGGAAGAUGAACCAGAAGCCACGGCCACGUCGCGUCUAUUACCUGCGAAUCCCGAUGAAGCCGUCGUUGCCCAGCACAAUCAUUCGCCCCAUGCGACCAGAAGGCCGGAUCCUCCGUACGCAGAUCGCGGCAGCUUGGAGGAUGGGCGCGCUAUAUCCCCCCGGCGUGAGUCGCGCUGGAAGAAUUUCUCGAAGGAAAUAGCCUAUCCACGAGAACCCGGGGUGGAAGAAAAGGCCGUGACGCCGGAAUGGCUGAAUGAAAAUCAUGGCGACUACUCGCAGCCCUGGCGCGGGCAGCGCGCCUCGUGGGAAUGCGAAGAUACUGAGGAUCCGCUGAGGAAGAAACGGCGCAGAGAAAUCUGGUUCAAGCGCUUCCACAACACCCUUCUGAAGAGCCCUAUCGUCCCGCUCAUCUUCCGAUUAACCGUAUGGUGUUUCUCGCUCACUGCUCUGGCCCUUGGAGGCUCGAUUCAGCAUCUGUCCCAGGAAUACGUUCAUCCUCAAGGCCCUUCCGCUUUGAUGGCCAUUAUCGUCGAUGCGGUCGCUCUAGUCUACCUCAUUUACAUCACAUGGGAUGAGUACACUUCCAAGCCAUUGGGCUUGCGUUCUCCCUCGGCGAAGGCACGACUUGUUCUCUUGGAUAUCUUCUUCAUCGUCUUCGAUUCGGCCAAUCUGAGCUUGGCCUUUGAGUCCUUAUCCACCAUAAGUGGCGCCUGUACGGUGGGAGAGAUCAACCAAGAGAUCACUCCCAAGAAUGACCGGAUAUGCGACCGGCAAAUAGCCCUCGCAUCGGUGCUCUUGAUUGCUUUGUUGGCUUGGCUUACAACAUUUGCCAUCAGCGUCCUCAGACUUGUAGAGCGCGCGGCUAACUAGAUGUCGUUUGGUUUGCUAUGUUGACCUAUAUCACCGGGCUUGAUUCACUUCUAAUCUUCUAGUUUUUUUGUUUCUUUUUUAUUUAUUCUUCUUUCUCUUCACUACCCUUUUCCUACGUACAUGACUUAUCUUCCAUUCGAUUUCCUUUGAUUUUGCUUUUUUCUGUGAUACCUACUACUUUUUCCUCUUCGUCUUCAUCUUCUUUUCCUUCCUUUCUUUUCCUUUUCUCUUUCCUAUACUCACUGUUUUCUUUUCCUUUCUUUACUUGUCGGGUGGUGCUAGGAUCUUUGAUGAUGUUUUGAAUACCAUGCUAUGGCCUUGCGAUCUGAGAACUAUGUACAACUAUGUUGAAUGUCGAAAUACACGUGUGGAAUGACCGGAGAACGUAG
Aspergillus steynii IBT 23096 is the source of this 1809-nucleotide messenger RNA. Its product is annotated as phospholipase D regulator. The coding region runs from base 251 to 1420 and encodes 389 amino acids. The transcript is spliced from 3 exons. Lineage: Eukaryota; Fungi; Ascomycota; Eurotiomycetes; Eurotiales; Aspergillaceae. Gene Ontology annotation, biological process: positive regulation of catalytic activity. Gene Ontology annotation, cellular component: cell periphery; fungal-type vacuole. The record is from RefSeq and is a predicted model, not a curated record.